AUGGAAAGGACCAAUAAAAGCAGCCCAAUGGGAUUCAUUCUGUUGGGUUUUUCUGACCAGCCUCAAAUGGAAACAAUCCUCCUUUUCGUCAUCGCCAUAUUUUAUGUUCUUACCCUGAUGGGGAAUACAACUAUCAUCCUGGUGUCUUUCCUGGAUCCCAAACUCCACAGCCCAAUGUAUUUCUUCCUCUCCAACCUCUCUUUUCUGGAUAUUUGCUUCACCACCAGCAUUAUCCCUCAGAUGUUAUGGAAUCUUAGCGGUACUAAUAAAACCAUCACUUACACUGGUUGCAUUAUACAGCUAUAUAUUUUUCUGGGGGUAGGUUCCACUGAGUGCAUCCUUCUGACUGUCAUGGCUUAUGAUCGAUAUAUUGCCAUCUGUCGUCCUCUUCACUAUAAUGUUAUCAUGCAUCCAAGGUUUCUCAAACAGUUGGCAGCUGUGAUUUGGGUCAGUGGUUUUGUGGGGCCUUUGAUUCAAUCAAUAUUGACUUUUCAGUUGCCUCUUUGCAGUCACCACAGGGUGGAACAUUUUAUGUGUGAGGCUCCAGCUUUGAUCAAAAUUGCUGCUGUAGACACCACCAUUAUAGAAACUGAGCUUUCCAUAGCCAGUAUCCUGUAUGUUGUAAUACCUUUGGCUCUUAUCCUGGUUUCUUAUGGCUGCAUUGCUAGAACUACAUUAAGGAUGAACUCGGCUGAAGGUCGUUGGAAAUUAUUUGGAACCUGUGGUUCCCAUCUAAUGGUUGUAGCCUUGUACUUUGGACCCAUAAUUGCUGUCUACAUACAGCCCAAAAAUGAGUAUGCUCAGAAACGAACCAAGUUCUUAUCCCUCUUCUACACUGUGGUGACCCCUACCCUCAACCCAAUGAUCUAUACCUUGAGGAACAAAGAUGUGAAGGGAUCACUGAGGAGGUUACUAGGUUCAAACAAAGGCUCUAAACAUACAUAA
Messenger RNA from Gracilinanus agilis (Agile Gracile Mouse Opossum), 945 nucleotides. Its product is annotated as olfactory receptor 2G3-like. NCBI's taxonomy places the organism in Eukaryota, Metazoa, Chordata, Mammalia, Didelphimorphia, Didelphidae. Gene Ontology annotation, molecular function: G protein-coupled receptor activity; olfactory receptor activity. The transcript has a single exon. Gene Ontology annotation, cellular component: membrane. The coding region runs from base 1 to 945 and encodes 314 amino acids. The record is from RefSeq and is a predicted model, not a curated record. Gene Ontology annotation, biological process: G protein-coupled receptor signaling pathway.